Messenger RNA from Syngnathus typhle (broad-nosed pipefish), 1611 nucleotides. RefSeq names its product tryptophan 5-hydroxylase 1-like. The record is from RefSeq and is a predicted model, not a curated record. Gene Ontology annotation, molecular function: tryptophan 5-monooxygenase activity; iron ion binding. The transcript is spliced from 11 exons. Lineage: Eukaryota; Metazoa; Chordata; Actinopteri; Syngnathiformes; Syngnathidae. Gene Ontology annotation, biological process: aromatic amino acid metabolic process. Bases 1 to 1386 code for a protein of 461 amino acids. Gene Ontology annotation, cellular component: neuron projection.
AUGGCCGCGACUUCCCGAAGCGUCUCCGGCAAGACGGCCGCUAAGGCCGGCGCUAAGGCCGGCGCCACCAUCCUCUUCUCCCUCAAGAACGAAGUGGGCGGUCUGGUCAGGGCUCUCGGGACUUUCCAGGAAAAGCACGUCAAUCUGGUUCACAUCGAGUCGCGCAAGUCCAAGCGCAGAAAUUCCGACUUUGAGAUCUUCGUGGACUGCGACAGCGAUCACCAUCAGCUCAGAGAGCUGACGGAGCUCCUGGCCCAGCACGCCGACGUGGUGGAGAUAAUGCCGCCGGAAAGCCAACGCCACGACGAGGACCGAGACCGGACUGUGGAUGUUCCCUGGUUCCCCGAGAAGAUUUCCGAUCUGGAUCUCUGCAAGCAGGUCCUGAUGUACGGCUCCGACUUGGACGCCGACCAUCCGGGAUUCAAGGACAGCGCCUACCGCAAACGAAGGAACUACUUUGCCGAUUUGGCUCGCGGCUACAAACACGGCGAGCAGAUCCCCCGAGUGGACUACACGGCGGAGGAGGUCCAGACCUGGGCUCGAGUCUUCCGGGAGCUCAACCAACUUUACCCCAGCCACGCCUGCAAGGAGUUUCUCAACAACCUCCCCCUACUGGUCCAACACUGCAACUACAAGGAGGACAACAUCCCCCAGCUGGAGGACGUCUCGCGCUUCCUCAAAGAGCGCUCUGGUUUCAGCAUCCGUCCAGUGUGGGGCUACUUGUCUCCCCGAGACUUCCUUGCAGGUUUGGCCUUCCGCGUCUUCCACUGCACUCAGUACGUCCGGCACAGCUCAGACCCCUUUUACACACCCGAACCGGACACAUGCCACGAGCUGCUGGGCCACGUGCCGCUGCUGGCCGAGCCCAGCUUCGCGCAGUUCUCGCAGGAGAUGGGCUUAGCGUCGCUGGGGGCCGACGACGACGCCGUGCGCAAACUGGCCACGUGCUACUUCUUCACGGUGGAAUUCGGACUGUGCAAGCAGGACGGACGACUUCGCGCCUACGGGGCUGGCCUGCUCUCGUCCGUGGGCGAGCUCAAGCACGCGCUGUCGGGCGAGGCCGAGGUGCGUCCCUUCGAUCCUCGGCUGACGUGCGACGAGGAAUGCGUCAUCACCGCCUUCCAGAACGUCUACUUCGUCACCGAAACCUUCGACGACGCCAAGAGCAAAAUGAGGGAGUUUGCCAAGCGCAUCCGUCGGCCCUUCUCGGUGCGCUACGACGCGUACACGCAGAGCGUGGCCGUGCUGAAGGACAGCGGGAGCAUCCAAACGCUGCUCCGAGAUCUGCGCCACGAGCUGGACGUGGUGGACGACGCCCUCAACAGGCUGGGCAGGCGCAGCGCAGCGCAGCGCCGCCCACCGCCACCGCCGCCCGGUGACGCGUGAGCGAGCUUGGGCCAAGGCCAGCCGGAGCCGUUUCAUCAACAUGAAGUCUUGCUUGAAUGAACGCAAUCAUGAUUUGUGUCUCCAAAAUGCUCUUCAAAAGGCAAUUUGCUGACAAAGGUCAUUCUCUGCUGAUGAAAAAGAGCUGAUGACGCCAUUUGUGGUCUGUUCUGCAAGCGUCAAUGUUGUCAUGUUUGAAACAUAAAAUGAAAGUGCAUGGUAUCAAGA